AUGUCUUUUGUAGAAUAGAAAGUUAAAUAGUUAAGACCAUUAAGAACUCAAAGAACACAAUCAGAAUAUGAUUCUUAAUAAGUGAAACCAAGUCCAGAGUUAUGGAUAUAAAAUGUGUUAAAGGAUGAAGCAGAACACAGAAAUGUACUAAAAAGCUUUGGGAUUGACAAGGCUUCUUUGAAGACUGCUGGUGUAACAUAGGCUGAUAGAAUUUAUAAUAGUUUGUUCAUUUAUUCAUAGGGAGUAUACAAUUCAUUAGAAGAGUUGAUUGCAUAGAGUUUUGAUAAGAAAUCUAUAAUGGGAAAACUUUGGAAAGUAUUCUAACUAUUGACUGAGAAGUGUAGACCUUAAGUAAUAGAAAUAGAUUAAGCAUAAAGUUAAUAAAAGAUCACUCUUAACAUUAUGAAUGACUAAUUUUAAUCAUUGAUGCAACUUAAAGAGUAGGAUUUGAUUGAUCUAUAAAAUUAAAUAAAAAUGAGAGAUGAAACUAUACAUUUGCUUUAACAUAAACUAAAUUUAUAAAAAUCAGAACUUGUUCAAUAUGAUGAAUUAAUAUAAGAGAGAGAUAAAUUAUUUAGUUAGGAAACAAAAAAAAGGGUGAGUUUUGAAUCUAAAAUUAAUCAAAUCUAAUGUAUUUUCAAUUAAUAACUAUAACUUAACGAAUCAUUAAAAUUAAAGAUGUUAAAUGCUGAAUAAUAAAUACAUAAUUUAGAAUUAGAUUUGGAAUAAAAGAGACAAACAAUUUUAAAUUUUAGUGUUGAAAUUGGGGAAAAAGAUUAAAGAUUAGAUAAUCUUAAAUGUAGAACUUUUGAUUCUGAAUUAUAAGUAAAAUUAUUGAAGGAGAUGAAUUAAUAAUUAGAGUAUAAAUGUUAAGAAUAUGAAUAAAAGAAAUAGAAGGAUUAUUCUUUAAUAUAAUAAUUAAAUUAUUAAAAUUCUAUUAAUUAAUCUCAAUAUAACAAAUUAGAUACUCUUAAUAAAUAAUUAACAACUAAUUAUGAACAUUUAUAAUAAAGAUUCAAUGAAUAAAAUACUGAAAUCUAAAAUAAAACUUAAUUAAUUUUUGAAUAAUAAAAUAAAAUAACAAAUUAUGAAACAUAAAUAAUAUUAUUAAAUUAAGAAAAUGAAAGUUUAAAAAAUAAAUUAUAAGAAAUAACAAUAGGAUAUUAAGAAAUUAAUAAGAAUUAUAAAAAUUAAGAGAAUGAAAUAUCAUAAUUAAAAUAAAAAUUUUCAAUUUUAUCAACUGAAAAUGUUCAGAUAAUAAUUUAAAAAAAUUAAUUAACUAAAACAUAUGAGGAAUGUAUGAUUACAUAUUAAGAAUUAAAAAAAGAAUUUGAUUUUGAAUAAGAAUUAAAAUUUAAAAUAGAAUUUGAUUUAAAAAGAUAUUAAGAUUAAUUAAAAUAACUUGAAUAAGAAAAGAAACAAUAAAUGGAUUAAGUAAAGGAAAUGUAAAAGAAAUAAAUGUUUCAAAUAUAAUAGAAUGAUGAAAAGAAUAAAUUCUAAUAAAAUUAAAUAGUAAAAAAGGAUGAGACUAUAGAAGAGUUAAAAUGCAAUAUUAAAAUUUUAAAUACAAGUAAUACAACUCUUGAAGGUUAAGUAACAUCACUUACAUAAAAUCUAACUGAAUUAUAAAAUAAAUAUUCUUCAGAAAUUAUCAAAAGAUAAGAACUUGAAUAAUAAUUGAGAUUAUUAGGAUUAGAAAAUAAAAAUAAAUAAAUAGAAUAUAAAAAAAUGGAAGAAAAUCUUAUGUUACAUCAAAUCAAAUAUAGUUAAAUUAAAGAUUAUCCUGAUAUGUAUAAAGAAAUUAAUGAAUAAUAUGGAAUUAUGCAAUAAUUAGUUGAAUAAUUACAAAGAGAUAUUACAUUACUUAAAUAAACAAAAUAAUGUUAACAUGCAUCUAUAUAAACAAAUGAAUAGAUUUUUAGUAAUAUAGAAUCUUAAACAGAAAUAAUUACAUAAGAUUAAUCUUAAUAAUUCUGUGCUAAUUAAGAAGAUAUAUAAACUUAAACUAUAUCUAUCAAAUUUAAUACAAAAUAAAUUUAGACAGAUUUAAGUUAAGGUUUACCAACUGAAGAUAACUCAAGUUGUUAUGAUAAGAUCAUAGGCAAGAAAUAACAUUAAUUUACAUAAGUAGAUUUAAUAACUUAAACAGAAUUAUAAAUGGAUUCAUAAAAGUAUACUUUAGAAUAAGAUGUUUCAUCACAUCAUAGAUCUAUUUAAAAUUCAUAUAAUUUUGAAGAUAGUUAUCAAACAAGAUUAUAACCUUAAUAUGAAGAUUUAAUUUAUGACAAAUAAUAAAUGAAAUUGAUAAGAAAUGGUAAAGUAAAUUAAAAUAAUAAAAUUGAUGAAGAUCCUUCUCAAGAAUAAAAUAAAUCAUAUAUGAAAUCAAAAUAAAAAGAUAAAUUAAAUAAAGGAAUAGAAUUGCCUUAGAUAUAAAAUUUUGGAGAUAAAUCAUAAAUUGUACCAAAUUAAAAGACUCCUUCAGCAAGAUUUGCUAAAAUGUAUGUUCAGGCAUCUGAAUAUUACAAAAAAUGA
This is a messenger RNA of Paramecium pentaurelia, 2532 nucleotides long. The record is from the annotation of a GenBank genome assembly. NCBI's taxonomy places the organism in Eukaryota, Ciliophora, Oligohymenophorea, Peniculida, Parameciidae.